AAGGAAGAAUAGAGAAAAUAAGGAAAGCAUUGACCACUGAUGAGAGAGAGAGAGAGAAAGAGUAACAGAGAGAGGAAAUAAAAGUAAAAAAAGCAAAUAGAUUUUUCCUCCUGCUCUUUUGCCCUCUUCUAUGCUUUCAUCUCCUCCUCCAUUAAUUAUUAGUCCCUGAAAGCACGAGCACUGCACCAACCUCGAUCGUACGGUUCAUUUACUUCUUCAACCCAAACAAAACAUAAGAUCUCUGUCUCUCUCUCUCUCUCUCUCUCUCUCUCUCUAGCCUGCUGCGGUGCUCACAGUGAAUGGCGCUAGGUUGUUACACGCUGUCAAAAAGCUUUGAUGGAGCCUUGUGAUCCACAUUUUAUAAGAAAGCAAUGCGUGUUGUAUGGAUUAAGUCUCCUACUUUUAUCUAAGCCUCUAUGAAACAUGAAAUAGUUUGAACAGGAGAAGUGGUCGUCAUGUUCAGGUGGAAGCACAGCUCUCAGGCUGUCCAGGAGGACGAGACCGUUCAAAAGGCAGCAAAGAUCAAUGAGCUAAAAUCUGCUAUUGGACCCUUAUCUGUCCGUAGCCUGCAAUUUUGCACUGAUGCAUGCCUGAGGCGAUACUUAGAAGCUCGCAAUUGGAAUGUUGACAAGGCAAGAAAGAUGUUGGAAGAGACACUUAAGUGGAGAUCAACCUAUAAGCCAGAGGAGAUUCGCUGGCAUGAGGUUGCUAGUGAAGGUGAAACUGGAAAAGUGUACCGUGCAAAUUUCCAGGAUCGAGAAGGAAGAACAGUUCUUGUACUGAGGCCUGGAAAACAGAAUACAUCAUCACAUGACAAUCAACUCCGUCAUCUGGUAUAUCUCAUAGAGAAUGCAAUUUUGAAUCUAUCUGAGGGCCAAGAGCAAAUGGUGUGGUUGAUAGAUUUCAGUGGAUGGUCAUUGAGCAUGUCUGUUCCUAUAAAGACAGCUCGAGAAUCCAUAAACAUUCUGCAAAGUCACUAUCCUGAGAGGCUGUCCGCUGCAUUCCUUUAUAAUCCUCCAAGAAUUUUUGAAACCUUUUGGAAGAUUGUCAAGUACUUCUUGGACGCGAAAACCUUUCAUAAGGUGAAAUUUGUGUAUCCAAAGAACGAAGAGAGCCUGGAACUGAUGCACAAAACCUUCGAUAUUGAGAUUCUUCCUGUGGAGUUCGGAGGAAAGAAUAAGGUAGAAUAUGAUCAUGAAGAGUUUUCAAGAUUGAUGGCCAAGGACGAUAUAAUUGCAUCGAGCAUGUGGGGAUCAAGCGAGAAGAUAACACAUGCACCACACGGGCAUUCAACUUCAGAAGUUGCUCCUGAACCUUCUGGAGUUGCUCCAGAAAGUUAAUGCAUUUGUUGCUGAUGAUUUCACUGCAGUGUUUAGAGUUGUAAUUGAAUAAAAUUCUCGGUCUUUGUUUACGCUGAUUAACUAUGACUUGGUAAGGAUUCUAGUAAUGAUGAUCCUACCUCUUGCUGGUUCUGCGAGCAUAUACAACAUACAUCUUAUGUCCAUGAGGGCUUCUUUCUGCAA
Molecule: messenger RNA, 1523 nt
Organism: Asparagus officinalis (garden asparagus)
Lineage: Eukaryota; Viridiplantae; Streptophyta; Magnoliopsida; Asparagales; Asparagaceae
Product: random slug protein 5-like
Exons: 7
Coding region: 456-1340 (294 amino acids)
Molecular function (GO): phosphatidylinositol transfer activity
Source: RefSeq, a predicted model, not a curated record